UCUGUAUCGUUGCAUGCACCACAGCACCAGCAGAAGCUGCGACGCAGAGCGGAGAGCCAGAGACCGGACAAGUGAGUGCCCUCUGGGUCAUGGAGUGCAGCGUCGUUCUUCCUCUCCAUGGUGCCGGGGUUGGGGUCCGUCCGCGCGUCCUACCCACGCAGGCUUUCUGGGGGACAGAACGGCGGCGGCGGCGGCGUGUCUCGAGCUUCGUGGCGCCGGCGAGGUGCAGCAAGAUGUACGUCCCCGGUUUUGGAGAGGGCUCACCGGAGAAGAAGGCGGCAACGAAUCUGCAGCACUUCUUCAACUACGUGGCCGUCAGGAUUGUGCUUGCACAGCUUGAGAGUUACAACCGGGAAGCAUAUGUUGAGCUGAAGGAGUUCGUCAGCCGCACCUCCCUGAACGACGCUGAAACUUUCUGCAAAAACCUGAUACGCGAGUCUCCGAGGCACAAGGGACUAGCUAUGAGGAUUUUAGAGGUCCGAUCUGCUUAUGUCAAGACUGAUUUCGAGUGGGACAAUCUGAAGAAGUUAUCUUUCAAGAUGGUUGAUGAGGCCAAUACGAAGCUGAUGAGGGAUUACGUCUUGGAGGUCAGCCACAUCGAAGACGAAAACUAUAAGACAUAACUUCUCCGAGCAUUGCCAUGGUACCUUAUGGUAGAAUUGUAUAUAGAAGGUGUGUGUAUAUUAUGGAGCACUUGCGCAUGACACUUCAUAGCACAGAUACGGCACACAGCGGAUCAGCAAGUGGCAUGUACGUGGAACAUGGUUGUAUAUAUGUAGAUGGUCAACAUUGCAUGAAUAAAACUCUUCACAUGCAUGCAUGCACCAUGUUACCCAA
Messenger RNA from Phragmites australis (common reed), 837 nucleotides. Its product is annotated as chaperonin-like RBCX protein 1, chloroplastic. Gene Ontology annotation, biological process: ribulose bisphosphate carboxylase complex assembly. Gene Ontology annotation, molecular function: protein folding chaperone. The record is from RefSeq and is a predicted model, not a curated record. The coding region runs from base 90 to 623 and encodes 177 amino acids. Lineage: Eukaryota; Viridiplantae; Streptophyta; Magnoliopsida; Poales; Poaceae. The transcript has 6 exons.